AUGAACGCUUCCAAGUAUAAAGCGGAUAACGCUGUCAUUCCAGUAUGCUUUCCCGAACUCGCUUGGGUGCUUCGCAACCUCAAAAAAUAUGCAGAAAACCUUGCGAGCAGAUUUCUUGGCACAGCACCAUCGCCACUUGUAAUGUUUUCAAAUCAUCUGGCAAAGCUGAGAAACGACAGACAAGCUCAUGAUGAGAAAUGCGAUUUUCUACAGUUUUUCAAGGAUGCAGAGGACAAUACAUUCAAAGGUUUUCUGAAUGAACAAGUUUCCGGAAAAGUUGAUGUGAGCACUAUACGGAUUAACAAGACUAUGGCACCAGGUGAAACCGUGGCACAGUGCCGAUUUAUCUCAGUUGCUGGAUUUGACACUACUGCCAACACUCUUGCUUUAAUGUGUGACCUUUUAUCCAAGAAUGAGGACAAACAGAAAGUUUUAUUGGAAGAAAUCGAUUCCGUGUCCUCUUUCACAUACGAGAACAUACACUCGAUGAAAUAUCUUCACAAUUGUAUCUUUGAAACACUCAGACUGCAAAAUUGUCUCUGUAUGGAAGACUGUCUCGUAGGCCCAUAUAGAUUUCGAAGAGGUGUUAGCAUAAUCAUGGAUCCUUGGUCUGUCCAUCAUAACCCAAAAAUUUGGGGAGAGGAUGUGGAGGAGUUUCGUCCGGAGCGGUUCCAAUCAUUAACAACGGAGCAGCUCCGCGCCUUUAUGCCCUUUGGAUUAGGCCCAAGACAGUGUGUUGGCAUGAGGUUUGCCUUAAUGGAGAUCAAGCUCACGCUCUGUAUGUUCCUAUCUAAAUACAGUUUACGAAAGAAGGAUCGAAAAGAUAAGGUAGGUUUGAGAAGAUUCUAA
Messenger RNA from Strongylus vulgaris, 849 nucleotides. The record is from the annotation of a GenBank genome assembly. Lineage: Eukaryota; Metazoa; Nematoda; Chromadorea; Rhabditida; Strongylidae.